Molecule: messenger RNA, 2066 nt
Organism: Amblyraja radiata (thorny skate)
Lineage: Eukaryota; Metazoa; Chordata; Chondrichthyes; Rajiformes; Rajidae
Gene: slc2a5
Product: solute carrier family 2 member 5
Exons: 13
Coding region: 316-1938 (540 amino acids)
Biological process (GO): dehydroascorbic acid transport
Cellular component (GO): plasma membrane
Molecular function (GO): D-glucose transmembrane transporter activity
Source: RefSeq, a predicted model, not a curated record
CCCUGUGGACACAGCGUGUUCUCUCUCCAGGGACACGCGGGCACGGACGUAGCCCCGGAAGAGGGGCAGGCAGUUGACUGUGGUGUGACCAUCGACUAACCGUUGCCUAGACCAGCGAAUGACCAUCUUGGCCAGGCCGAGGAGCAAACCGACAGGGAGAUCCCACCUUGUUUAGCUGCCUUGUGAGUUAGUUUUGAAAGAAAACACUGAACACACGUCUGUGUUUACCUGAGGUAAUCAUGCAGUCUUCCAGAUAACAGUGUGUUCAAAGUGCAAGGUAUCAACUCUCAAGACACUUCACUUCAGGAAGCUGUGAUGAAUCGGGAAGCUAUGGAGAAUCAGGGCCCUGCGGAGAAGCAGGAUGCUGACAGAAAUCAGGAAGUUGUGGAGGAUCAGCAAAGUACAGAAGCGUUUGAUGCAUCUGGAGCAAGGAAGGGGCGUUUGACGCUUGUGCUGGGGUUGGCGACUCUAGUGUCCGUGUUUGGGUCUUCAUUCCAGUAUGGGUACAACGUUGCCGUUAUCAAUUCUCCGAGUUUGCACAUGCAGGCGUUUUACAACACGUCUUACUUCGAACGAAAUGGGAAGUACAUCGACAGUGGCUUCCUCACUCUGCUGUGGUCUCUCACCGUCUCCAUGUAUCCACUUGGAGGAUUUUUUGGGUCCCUAAUGGUUGCCCCAUUAGUGAAUAAGUUGGGCAGAAAGGGCACUUUGUUGUUGAACAAUAUAUUUUCUAUUAUCCCAGCGAUAAUGAUGGGAUCAAGCAAAGGAAUCAAAUCGUUUGAAAUUAUAAUUAUUGCGAGAAUAAUUAUUGGAAUAUGUGCUGGACUCUCAUCCAAUGUGGUCCCUAUGUACCUGGGUGAGCUCUCACCCAAGAACCUUCGAGGCGCCCUUGGCGUCGCGCCCCAACUCUUCAUCACAAUUGGAAUCCUGAUCGCUCAGUUAUUUGGCCUAAGAAAAGCUCUUGCGAAUGAAAAAGGUUGGCCACUGCUCUUGGCACUGACAGGGAUCCCCGCCGUGGUGGAGCUGAUCUUCUUGCCCUUCUUUCCCGAAAGUCCCAGAUACAUGUUGAUCCAAAAAGGUGACGAAGAGGGAGCAAAAGCAGCUUUAAGGCGUCUCAGAGGAUGGAAUGAUGUUGAUGCCGAAAUUGAGGAAAUGCACUUGGAGGAUCAGUCGGAGAAAGCGGAGGGUCGUUUGUCUGUGAGGAAUCUGUGCUCAUUCAAAGCGCUGCGAUGGCAGCUGAUCACAGUCAUUGUGCUGAACAUGGGACAACAGCUCUCCGGAGUCAAUGCAAUAUAUUACUAUGCAGACAACAUAUAUCGCACAGCAGGAGUGUUGGAGAAUGAUAUUCAGUACGUGACUGUUGCCACAGGGUCAGUUAAUGUGUUUAUGACUAUCGCAGCGACUGCGAUCAUUGAUAAGGCAGGACGGAGGCUGCUUCUCCUGAUUGGAUUUGCUGUUUGCUGCUCGUUCUGCAUGAUCUUAACAAUGAGUCUGAACCUUCAGAGCGUGGCAAGCAACAUGUCUUAUCUAAGCAUAACCUCUAUAUUCCUUUAUGUUAUUGGACAUGCAAUAGGACCCAGCCCGAUUCCUUACGUGAUAACGACAGAAAUAUUCCGGCAGGCCUCCAGACCCGCUGCCUUCAUGGUGGCAGGAUCCGUGCACUGGCUGUCCAAUUUCCUCGUUGGACUCAUCUUCCCAUUUCUCGAGAGAGGGCUCGGUGAGUACAGCUUCAUCAUUUUUGGGUUCGUCUGCCUGCUGACCUUUGUUUACAUCUACUUGUUUAUCCCCGAAACAAAGAACAAAACCUUCCAGGAGAUCAGUGAGAUUAUGGCCAAGAAGAACAAAGUGGAGAUAAAAUUGGAGACUGACCCGCUGUAUUCAAGUGACGGGGAGGAAGAUCAGGGACAAUGGGGGGUGGGGCAGAGCACAAAACUCUGACACCUUUCGCCGCGUUCUUUGGGCUGGAAAUGUAUGGUGCAUCGUUAUCUCGAAAGGUUAAUAUUUGUAGGUGAGUCCUGGUCGUACGAUAAUGCUGAUGAAUUUAGAAUAAAUGGAUGUUAUUCUUA